This is a messenger RNA of Mandrillus leucophaeus (drill), 611 nucleotides long. It is a transcript of the gene NUDT8, whose product is annotated as nudix (nucleoside diphosphate linked moiety X)-type motif 8. The annotation marks the transcript as partial. Lineage: Eukaryota; Metazoa; Chordata; Mammalia; Primates; Cercopithecidae. The transcript is spliced from 4 exons. The record is from RefSeq and is a predicted model, not a curated record. Gene Ontology annotation, molecular function: coenzyme A diphosphatase activity.
CCGCUCUGCUCAGUGCGCGGGGUCCCGGCUCUGCUGUAUACGCUGCGGUCCAGCCGCCUGACCGGGAGGCACAAGGGCGACGUCAGUUUCCCAGGCGGCAAGUGCGACCCGGCUGACCAAGACGUGGUGCACACGGCCCUGCGGGAAACCCAGGAGGAACUGGGCCUGGCAGUGCCCGAGGAGCACGUGUGGGGCCUGCUGCGGCCUGUGUAUGAUCCGCAAAAGGCCACCGUGGUGCCAGUGCUUGCUGGUGUGGGCCCACUGGAUCCCCAGAGCCUCAGGCCCAACUCGGAGGAGGUGGAUGAGGUGUUUGCACUCCCGCUAGCCCACCUGCUGCAGACGCAGAAUCAGGGCUAUACCCACUUCUGCCAGCGUGGCCACUUCCGCUACACACUACCUGUCUUCCUGCAUGGACCACACCGGGUCUGGGGCCUCACAGCUGUCAUCACCGAGUUUGCCCUGCAGCUGCUGGCACCUGGUACCUACCAGCCCCGCCUGGCUGGCCUGAGCUGGCCAGGGGCUGAGGGCCUGGCCCACCCUCAGCAGCCCCUGGUUUCACCCUGCCAGGCCAGCUCCACUUCAGGACUGAAUAAAGGCCUUUGACAGCUCUA